Molecule: messenger RNA, 1158 nt
Organism: Portunus trituberculatus (swimming crab)
Lineage: Eukaryota; Metazoa; Arthropoda; Malacostraca; Decapoda; Portunidae
Product: sodium-coupled monocarboxylate transporter 2-like
Exons: 8
Coding region: 1-1158 (385 amino acids)
Biological process (GO): sodium ion transport; transmembrane transport
Cellular component (GO): membrane
Molecular function (GO): symporter activity
Source: RefSeq, a predicted model, not a curated record
AUGACACCAUCAGUGUGCGGCAGGCUAUAUCACUGGCGGCUGUGCCUGGGCAAGGCAGGGACUGGAGUCUCUCAUCAUCUCAUGGCACCCCACGCUAUUGUGCCGCACGUAGCGGCCACUCAGGAACUCCACAUCUCACUCCUCCACUUCCUUACACCCCAUUCUCUACCAUCUCCAUUUCUAACUAUCAUACUCCAGUACAGCGCAAUCCAGAGUCGAGGACGCGAGUCGACUCAAGAUUUCCUCUCGGGCGGGAGAAACAUGCCUCCGUUUCCAGUGGCAAUUUCUCUCUUGGGUGGAAUGUUCUCUGUAAUAUUUAUAUUAGGCAACCCAACGGAGGUGUACUAUUUUGGGGCACAGAUCAUGGUGGCCAUAUUAGGGGUAAUUCCUGGAAGCAUGUUAGUGCAUCAAGGACUCAUUCCCAUCUUGUAUAACCUUGGAAUACUCUCACUCAAUGGGUAUGUAGAGAAGUGUUUUAAUUGUGUCAUACUGCGCAGGGUAUCAACGAUGUGUCAUCUCCUCUCAAGCUUUUUCUUCAUGGGAAUUUGUCUCUACGCUCCAUCCUUAGCCCUGUCCACUGUGACUGGCCUCUCACUGUGGGGUUCUAUGAUUAGCAUGGGCACCGUCUGCACCAUCUACAUUACUAUCGGCGGCGUGAGGGCCGUGGUUUACACGGACGUACUUCAGACGACGCUCAUGUUCGGAGGUGUGUUGGUCGUGAUGGUGAUGUGCUGCCUAGACAUCGGUGUAGUGAACAUAUGGACAGCAGCGAAUGACGGUGGCCGUCUUGAAGUCUUCAACUUUGACAUUAGCCCGUUCACGCGUCACACGUUCAGGUCGACAAUGGUCCUGGGAUUCUAUGCCACAGUGAACAUGUUGGGAUUGAACCAGGGAUGCUACCAGAGACUCGCUUCAGUCAGCAGCCUGCAGGUAACUCAGAGAUUAAUCGUAUCAUUCAUGUUAGGCAUCAUGUGGUUGCUGCUCUACUCCUCCGGAGCGGUGGCAUACGUCAUGUACCGUGACUGUGAUCCUCUUAUUUCGGGUCGGAUUGAGAAACCAGAUCAGAUUCUCCCCUAUUUGGUGAUCAACAAACUGGGACACUUCACAGGACUUCCAGGCCUCUUCGUUGCAGCUGUCUACGGAGGAGUGCUCAGGUAA